Messenger RNA from Botrytis byssoidea, 432 nucleotides. RefSeq lists its product as uncharacterized. Gene Ontology annotation, biological process: transmembrane transport. NCBI's taxonomy places the organism in Eukaryota, Fungi, Ascomycota, Leotiomycetes, Helotiales, Sclerotiniaceae. The record is from RefSeq and is a predicted model, not a curated record. The coding region runs from base 1 to 432 and encodes 143 amino acids. The transcript has a single exon. Gene Ontology annotation, molecular function: transmembrane transporter activity.
AUGAAACAGCGCGCGGAUGGUGUUGAGAAGCCGGAAUUUCGGGUCCCGAUCAUGAUACCAUCGUUCAUUCUCAUACCCCUUGGACUUUUAGUUUAUGGAUGGGCAGCUCAAAAGCAUGCACCUUGGAUCGUCAUCGACCUUGGAGCUUUUGUAUUAUGUUUUGGUGUGCAGAUUGGUGGAAAAGCAUUGCAAGCAUACGUUAUCGAUUCAUAUCCAGACCAUACGAGUUCUGCAUCUGCUGCAUCACAAUUUCUGCGCAGUUUAACUGCUUUUGGGUUUCCUUUGUUUGCACCGAGGAUGUAUCAAGUGUUGGGGCAUGGGUGGGGAAAUACCACAUUGGCGUUUGUUGCUAUUGCCAUUGGCGUACCAGCGCCGUUGGGUAUAUGGCGGUACGGUCCGCGAUUAAGUGCGAAGGCUUUGUCGAGUUAUUGA